Molecule: messenger RNA, 1011 nt
Organism: Penicillium paradoxum
Lineage: Eukaryota; Fungi; Ascomycota; Eurotiomycetes; Eurotiales; Aspergillaceae
Exons: 1
Coding region: 1-1011 (336 amino acids)
Source: RefSeq, a predicted model, not a curated record
AUGAAUCUGCCUAUCCGCACAAGCUCUACUGUCGCCAAUCUGAGCCCAGAAUAUCCCCACGCCUCGGAAGGCUUCGGCAUACCCCAAAAUAUGUACCACCACCCUUCUUAUCCAAUUACCGGCGCAGGUAUGCCAGGCUUCGGCGCCCAAACACCCCAGUCACUCAACAAUGAGACAACCCCUUUCUUUGACGAACCAUCAACGGGUGAUCAGUACAUUGGCGUGGCAAGGGUUGUCGAAAGUCACGGGUUCUUGAAUGGUAUCGACCACAAGGUUCAAAGAUCGCUUGUUUCCCAGGAUGAUACCAAAUUACUAUGCAGCGUUGGACUCGACAAAUUCAUCGGCCCACUCCCUGCUAAAAGUCGAGUCAAGCAACAGAAAACAAUGACUCCAUGUCGUCCGACUCCAGAACCAUGUGCAGACCUGGUCCUGCAAAACAAAGCAUCUUCCACCAUUCCCAUUCCCAUCCCACAGGGAUCUCCAUGCCAAUUUCCAUGUGCCCGUUCCCGUCUUCAACUAUCGACGAACGAACACCUCGAGUUGUCUUUUAAAAUGUCGCCGGCGCGAGGAUCCAGCCAUUUCCUUCGCACCAGAGUCCAGGUAGUUGUCAAACUAUUCAGACUUCAUUCAUCGGUGGCAAAACAAAGCACGAAAGACAGACAGACAGACAAGCAGAAAGCUUGCCGUACUACGUCUGCAGUCGACCUCGAAGAACAUGCUGAGUCUGACAUAGAGUCAGAAUGCGCUCUUUCCCCUCCAUCAUCCUCCAAUUCCGAACUCACACCAACACAUUUCUGGGAAGUGCAAGACUGGUCCUUCAGCAUUGGGGUACCAACCUUGAUAAAACUUCUCCAGUGGGCCACCGGCUUCGAUGCCGAUACGUGCAAGGACCUAAUGAUUUUGGACCCUGACAACAUGCUGAAGUUGAUAUGCGAGUAUUGUAUGCACAAUUUCAGAAGACCUUUGUCGCUCAUGGGGCGCAGCGGACUGAAUCCAUUUUGGAUUCUCUAG